AUGACUCGUAACAGUCAACUAGAGACGCGGGCUUGCUCGCUGCCACCAGAAAAUUUGGUUGUGACGAGUAGAUAUUCCCCACUGAAAAAUAAUCAGAAUGUCAAAGCGGAGCAUCUGUAUCAGAAAAAUCAAAAUAACUUGACUACAGGAGGCAAGAUGCGAAUGCCAAAUAGUGUUGAUUUGAGUCUUGCAGAGGAUACCUACCCGGGAUGCAGUGACUACGAUCCCUGUUCUCCUGCCUCUAUUGAUGUAGGCAAUGGAAAUAACAAACACUCACCGAGCGACUGUAGUAGUGCAUUUACAGAUGAAGAUAGCGGUUGCCAGGUAUUCUAUUUUGGUAAUGCUCUUCGUGUGGGUUCCAAAUGUCGCAUGGGUAGGGCCUGUUCGGUCUCUGCACUGGAUUCUCCCUCCGUCCAGCCUUUCAGCAAUAAAGAUGAAUUUCUCGCAGCAAUGACUGAAGACCUGGCAGACUGGAUGUCGCGAUUAUAUCCCGACAUCGCAAAGGACCUCGAUGCUGAAAUUUUUUUCGACCGAAUCUCUGAUGGUGUGCUUCUUUGUCACCAUGCAACUGAACUACAUCGUUUGCUUGAGCGGGAGUUUCCUGUGAGUCUUCAGAAUGGUGAACGAAGGUUGGAAGGUGUGCAGAUUGGUGGAGUAAAACCCGUUCUUCCUCCCAAUCCUCCAACCUUUCAGUCUCGCGGUUUUAACGCUGUCAACUUAGCUGGAGGCAGUUUCUGGGCUCGUGACAAUGUCGCUAACUUUAUCCACUGGUGUCGAGCAAUGCGGUUACCAGACUGUAUCCUCUUCGAGACGGAAGAUCUCGUGUCCCGCAAAAAUCUUCGCAGCGUUAUUGUCUGCUUACUAGAGCUAGCUCGUCUUGGUGGACGGGUCGGUAUGGAAGUGCCUGAAAUCAUUUACCUUGAAAAGGAGAUUGACAACGAGAUUGCUUUGGGUGACCAAGACUUUGGUAGUGACCACGGCACCAAUACUGUGGAUGUACCUUCUUAUGACUGGACUGGUGAUACACAAGAGUUAGAAAAUAAGACAAUAAAUGUGUCAAUCGGGACAGAGACGGAGGCAAAUACAUUAGAGUCUUCAACAGAAGCACCCCUUUCAAAAAUCCCCUUGUCUGUGAAAUCCACGGAAAAGCGCACCAACAAGGCUGCUCUGUUGAGAGAAAAGAAAGCAAAGGAAGAACUAGAGGAACGCAAAAGACAGGAAGCUCUCAAAGCCAAACAACAGGAAGAAGAGGAGCUGAAGAAUAAGAAAUCGCAAUAUAAACGCCCUGUUAUUGAUAUGCGUACUCUAGACGAGAUUGUUCGCGAAAAACUGGCCCAAUGCACGUGUGAACAGACCUUUCCCAUGAUCCGAUUGAGUGAGGGACGCUAUCUUUUCGGUGAUAAGAGUACGCAAAUCUUUGUUCGUAUUCUUCGAAGCCACGUCAUGGUGCGUGUUGGUGGAGGCUGGGAUACGUUGGACCACUUUUUGCAAAAAUAUGACGAAUGCAGGAAGGUACAACAGCCUAACAGCCCAUCAACAACGGACAAGCGUCUCCAAUUCAAGAAAGAACAUUCACGCUCAACGGAAGAGGCAGUGUUGGAUACUACCAACACAGCAAGUCUUGUUAGUGCAGUUUCUGGUAACAGAAAACAGUCGGUGGGAAUGGGUGAGGUGCAGGGUUCUCUUCUGGGUGAAGGAAACCUCCAGGUGACAAAGAAGGGAAGGGAAGUGGUCUACACUACCGCUGAAGUGAUUCAUAAAUCAUCAUCGAAGUGCAACCUCGCUCAUCAUUGUUCCAAGGUAGUAGAAGGGCCGGUGAAGUCAGACAGGAAUGAAAGGGGUAGCGAAGAGAAGCAACUCUCAUCCACUUCCAGCAUUGAAGAUGUUGCUUUGACUCCAGUAAUAAGUCAGACGACGGAUAAACCACAGCUCGCUAAAAUUUCACAAACGUCUUUAACGGACCAAAUAGACAAUUUUAUUCAAAUAAAGGAGGCGCAGAAGGAGACUUUGUUUGCUCAAAACAAGGAGUCAAAUGCUGCCGUCCUCGCAUCCACCACUUCCAGCAUUGAGGAUCUUCCACUGAUUCCAGUAAUUGAUCAGGUUGUCAGUGGAUUUAAUGCGGAAGUGAAACCUCUUACGAUUAAGGAGCCUACUUUGGAUACAACUCCGGUAAAGGCGAGGUUAAAGCCCAACCCACUUCCCUCUCCCUACAAACCGGGUCCUAAUUCUGUUACCCACCGAAUCUCCAGCUCAUCCAGUGUGUACUCCAUCAACCGUCAGAAGGCUACAUCUACCCACAACCUCGCCUCAAUUGGAAAUGCACCCAAACCCAAUCUGGGUAAGUUUUCCAAGUCCACAGUUUCUCUCAGUGGUCCAUCCUCUGUCAAACGCACAGCUAAACCUACUGGGACUCAAUUGAGUCGAAUCACUACACUGAACGCUGAUAAACGUGCAAAGUCAACCUCUCAUCUUGCACCGGCACCUAGUGUUGGUACUCGAACUCGACAGGAUGUGGACUCAUCAAAAAUGAAUGUUUGGGAGCGUCUAUCUGCUAAUGUGCCAAGAAAUCCUACUGCACCGAAGAUCGUUUCUCCUCCAGCGACAUCGCUAAAGAGGCAACAGCCACAACAAAAUCACUUCCAUACGGAGAUCAACCGAACAUCUAAUGUGAAGCGACGCAACUCAGUCACCACAACAAAGAAGGUUGUCCCUCCAGAGGAUGAAUCUGGAGUUGUGAAAGCUUCUACACCUACUGCUAAAGCAGAUCGAGAGUCUCAGAAGGUGGCACCGCCCACCAGAUCGGUACAAACUCGACGCGCCUCGGUAGCAAGGGUGCCUGCAGAGGGUUCACGUAUCCCAAGACCAUCAAAAGUCCUAACAAUAUCGGCGACACGAUCAAAAUCGGUUGGAUCAAACCUUCAAGCAAAGCGUGCAUCUCCCACCUAA
This is a messenger RNA of Echinococcus granulosus, 2946 nucleotides long. Its product is annotated as GAS2-like protein. The transcript has 6 exons. Gene Ontology annotation, cellular component: actin filament; microtubule plus-end; cytoplasm. The coding region runs from base 1 to 2946 and encodes 981 amino acids. Gene Ontology annotation, molecular function: cytoskeletal adaptor activity; actin filament binding; microtubule binding. Gene Ontology annotation, biological process: protein localization to microtubule plus-end; regulation of microtubule polymerization or depolymerization; microtubule bundle formation. NCBI's taxonomy places the organism in Eukaryota, Metazoa, Platyhelminthes, Cestoda, Cyclophyllidea, Taeniidae. The record is from RefSeq and is a predicted model, not a curated record.